CUCUCUCCCUCACUUGUGCUUUGACGGCCUCAAAAAACAGUUUGGCAGCCGAGAAAGUAAGCGAGAAAAUCUGAGAGAAUGAGCGGCGCAGGAAAGAAAAUCGCCGAUGUGGCAUUUAAAGCUGGGAAGACAAUUAAUUGGGAUGGGAUGGCGAAGGUGCUGGUUACUGAUGAAGCUCGCAAGGAGUUCGCCACACUUCGUCGCGCUUUCGAUGAAGUUAACUCCGCUCUCCAGACCAAGUUCAGCCAGGAACCUGAACCUAUUGACUGGGAGUAUUACAGAAAAGGAAUUGGAUAUCGCUUGGUGGAUAUGUACAAGGAGGCUUAUGAAAGCAUUGAGAUCCCUAAGUAUGUGGAUACGGUCACCCCUCAGUACAAGCCUAAAUUUGAUUCAUUGCUUGUCGAAUUGAAAGAAGCAGAGGAGAAAUCCCUGAAAGAGUCGGAACGGUUAGAGAAAGAAAUAGCCGAGGUUCAAGAAUUGAAGAAAAAGCUCAGCACCAUGACAGCAGAAGAGUACUUUGCAAAGCAUCCUGAGUUGAAGAAGAAGUUUGAUGAUGAAAUCCGGAAUGACUAUUGGGGCUACUAAUCACAAUUGCUUUAUGCUUAAUCACAGCUCAGCCAAUCCGGAAUCCAUGUUUUGCUGUUUGUUUCGUGAUAAUAAUUAUGAAUUUACUUUUUAAAAUGGGUUGCUCUGGAUCUGAAGAAUUGAGCUUUGAAUACAUUCUUGAUAAGAAUUUGGAUAUUUCAAUGAGCAAUGCAUGCAUACCUUUCACUUAUGGCA
This is a messenger RNA of Mangifera indica (mango), 780 nucleotides long. Its product is annotated as ATP synthase subunit d, mitochondrial-like. Bases 79 to 585 code for a protein of 168 amino acids. NCBI's taxonomy places the organism in Eukaryota, Viridiplantae, Streptophyta, Magnoliopsida, Sapindales, Anacardiaceae. Gene Ontology annotation, molecular function: proton transmembrane transporter activity. Gene Ontology annotation, biological process: proton motive force-driven ATP synthesis. The record is from RefSeq and is a predicted model, not a curated record. The transcript has 5 exons.